This is a messenger RNA of Momordica charantia (bitter melon), 1302 nucleotides long. Its product is annotated as uricase / urate oxidase / nodulin 35. Gene Ontology annotation, biological process: urate catabolic process; purine nucleobase catabolic process. Gene Ontology annotation, molecular function: urate oxidase activity. The record is from RefSeq and is a predicted model, not a curated record. Gene Ontology annotation, cellular component: peroxisome. Lineage: Eukaryota; Viridiplantae; Streptophyta; Magnoliopsida; Cucurbitales; Cucurbitaceae.
CAAGUCGUUCAACCAUAUCGGGUUGGAGAAUGUACUGUACAUUUUCCAUUACUGCAAAACUACCAGAAAAAAGAAUAAAAAACUUUCUUCUGCUGAAAUCAAAUUUCUCUGCAGCACAAACCUGAUCUCCGACUACAUUCAUGGCGGCCGACGACGCAGUGGUGGCAGUGAACGGCUUCAACUUCCAGCAGAGGCACGGCAAGGAGCGAGUGAGAGUGGCGCGGGUUUGGCGGAACAGAGACGGCCGCCAUUUCAUCGUUGAGUGGAGCGUUGGCAUCAGUAUCCUCUCCGAUUGCGUCUCCGCCUACGUUCGCGAUGAUAAUUCCGAUAUCGUCGCCACCGAUACUAUGAAGAACACUGUAUAUGCAAAAGCGAAGGAAUGUUCGGAGCAAAUUUCAGUGGAAGAUUUUGCAAUUCUUCUUGCCAAGCACUUCACAUCAUACUACAAGCAGGUUACUACCGCAAUAGUGAAGAUUGUAGAAAAGUCAUGGGAGCGUGUAUCUGUCAAUGGUCAACCACACAACCAUGGCUUCAAACUUGGAUCUGAAAAGCACACUACAGAGGUGAUAGUUAAGAAGUCAGGUGCAUUACAAGUGACCUCUGGUAUUGAGGGAUUGUCUUUGCUGAAGACAACUCAAUCAGGUUUUGAGCGAUUUAUUAGGGAUAACUACACGGUUCUUCCUGAGACACGAGAGAGGAUAUUGGCUACCGAGGUCUCUGCUUCGUGGAGGUAUUCAUUUGAAGCUCUCUAUAGUAUCCCCAAAAAGCAGUUUUACUUCACGGAAACAUACCUAGAUGUGAAAAAAGUGUUAGUUGACACUUUCUUUGGUCCUCCGAAAGAGGGAGUUUAUAGUCCAUCUGUUCAAUACACUCUUUAUGACAUGGCAAAGAGUGUCCUCAGCAGGUUCCCUGUUAUAUCAUUGGUGAAGCUGAAAAUGCCAAAUCUCCACUUCUUACCUGUCAAUAUAUCAACAAAAGACAAUCGGAGUAUCGUAAAGUUUGAGGAUGAUGUGUAUCUGCCAACAGAUGAACCCCAUGGAUCAAUUGAAGCUUGCUUGAGCCGCUUCUCUUCAAAGCUAUGAAGAAAUUUAGCAUUUUUCUGCUUUCUCAAUAUCAACAAUAUCACGAGUCAGGUUCUUCCUUUCCCUUUGUAGAAAAGUGUGCGUAUACAUCUGCAGAAACUCUCAGUUUUAGUUUAAAACUGUGAUGAAAAAAGCAGAUGAAAAAAUUUACUAUGAUUUUCACUUUCCUCUCAAUUCCAUAAUGAUAUAUAAGCUGGAUUUAAAAUGUGCUCUAUCAAAA